UCUGGGAGUUCAGCCAGAUGUUGCUAUCCUCUCACAAAAUGUCGUUCAGUUACGGAGCACAACAAAGAACGAUGCUAAGUCCGGGCUAAAACUCUUCGCAAUGAAGAAAAAAAAGUUCAAGUUUGACGUCGGCUUCCUCUUGAAUGCUCUUACAAGCGUUCCUUAUGUGAGCGGGGUAAUUUUUGCCAAAAUGCGACUGUUAGAUGGUGGAAGUUUCGCUGAUUUUUCAACCAGAAAGGAAGUGCAAAAUCACUGUGUCAAAUGGAAUACGAACUUCAAAUUUCCGUGCAAGAUGACUGCUAGUGCGGCAAAUGGUGUUUUAGACGUGUGUCGUUGCAGAGUUUCUGUUCGCAAGGAGACAAAAGGAGGAAAAUCUCAUAUCAAGCUGGGUUUUGUGGAUAUUAAUCUUGCGGAGUUCGCUGGUUCAGGAACUCUGACACGCCGGUAUAUCCUUGAAGGUUACGAUGAUAAAACAUCCCGGCAAGAUAACUCCAUCCUUGAGAUACAAGUGACCAUGCAGCUGAUUUCUGGUGAUCCACUGUUCAAGGUACCAGGAACUCCACGCCAGAGUCGCAUGAACGUCACAGAGACCGAAGAAAACCGCGCCCCUCAGCCAGAAGCAACGACAGGACCCUCUCUCUCACGCAAGAGCUCUGGGGAAGAAAGCAGAAAGAGCAGCUUUAGCAGUAACACAGCAAGUGCGACCAGCCCAGUUGGUACCGCAGGUGGCACCCUCAAUGACUCACAGCUGCCGUUCACACCUGGGCAUGUUCGGAGCUCAAGUGAACCCCCUAUCGUAGGCCAUGUGCGCAGCGCAAGCCUUCACUCUCGGAUCUCUGGGUACUCAACAGGGCCAUCUGUUUCAUCUAGUUUAGAGGGACAGCAGAGAGUUCCAAGUCAGUCUGGCACAGCCGAACCCAUCCAUUCAAGCUCUGAAGAUACUGGGAUUUGUGACUCGGAGCAUACUUUAUCACCAUCAUCUGUCCGCUCACGGAAAGGGAGUUCCUCCCAGCAUGAUUGGAGGAAAUCAAUAGAGGAUAAGAAGGGAAGCUCCCAUAGUAGAGUGGAUGCUGAAGAUAUUGUGGAUCAGAUCCUGAAGGGACAAGAAUUCAUCUCUGAUGACUUUUCUGGAGAUGGGAAUGAGAUCUCUCUGCAUUUUGCCAAUGAUGGAACUUUAUCAGGGAGAAUUAGCAAACCUGUUCCAGAUUAUGCAGACAAGUACAGGACUUUGUAACUCAGCUAUGUAAACCCUUCUACUUGUAUCUGAUCACCUUGAAACCUUGUGCAUGCUCUCUGCCAAAAAUUCUAGAGAAUCCACAAUUUUUUACAAGUUAAAAAUUUCAAAUGGCCCAUUACAUUUCUGUGGGGCAGAUGAGUCCUAGCGACGGCUGUAAAUUGAGCUUGAAGCAAUAGGCAAUACAAAGGUAAAAAAAAUAGAUUUAGGGCUAUUGGAACUUAUAGCUGUAGCUAAAUAAUUAUACUGUAGCUUAUCUGUGACAGUGCUACAUAUUGUCAUGGCCCAAAUCAAUCAAGUGGGACUAAGCUGUCAAAACGCCCUAAUACUACAGUAGCUAUGGCCAUGGAGUAGACUGCCAAAUAUCCAAACUCAAGGUAAAUAGGGUUGUUGUCAUUGAAUGAAAGAUAUAAAACUGUUGAUCAGUGUUUAUAUCCCCUCAGCCAAUGGCUACGUAGUGUUAGGGUUACAUUUCACUGUAUUUGUUCAGGAUCGUAGCUUGCAGCAAUCACCUUUUUUCUUUUUUUUCCUGUAGGGGUGGGGAACCUAGUAAAAUCCUAAUUUCAAAACUACAGCCUGAACUAAUACGAGGAAUGACUGUGGAUUGGCUCCUCCCCUCCCCUCCCUGAUAAUCAGAUAGUCAAGGAAUUUGUCCUGUCUGGGUGCUUCAGAGAUGCCUUGAGCUAUGGUAAAUGGCAUGGGUCUAGUAGCAUUUGUUUCAGCACAACCUUGAAACAACCCUGACUAAGUGUUGGGUGGUGGUCGCAAUGGCAUUGUGGUGUUUCAAGGCUACAUGGCUGUGGAUCUGAGGGUCGUUAGACUGUUGAUCAGUUGACCUCAGCUCAGCUUAUUAUCAUGCACUACAAGGAUUGGACUCUUCUUUAAGACUCUGGCAUGCCUCACGUUGUUGUUUUGGGUUUAUUAUUCAUAUUGAAAAAUAUAUCAUCAUUUUGAAAAAAAAUUAUUAUGCAUAGCAUAUUUUAAUGUUUUAGCAAUAGAAUGGAACCAUUUCUGUUGUAGGAUAAAUUGAAUCAAUGAUUCAAGUGGAUUCAAUUUGCUACUAAAAUUUACACUUUAUUUGCAUUGAGGAAAGAUUUAAAGCAUUGAGGAUGCAGAGUCUUGUAAUAAGCAGUAUCCCUCAGAAAUCUCAAGGCACACUCAAGCAUCUGUCAACUCAAGUUGGACAGAAGUCUUGUGAAAUUGGGUGAAGUUCAUACAGAAUAUGUGAAAAACCCAAGAGAGCCAAUGCGGGUGAAUACAGAAAAUAUGAAUAUUAACUCACAAAAAUUACGCUUGUGAUGAGGUCCAAAAUCCUUGACACCCGCUGAAUGUGGGUGAGUUGACAGCUACUUUGUGCUCAAGCAUAAAUCUGUAUCCUUGGAUUGUAUUGGCAGGUACAGUAGCUAUUAGGCAAACAACCAUUAGGCAACAAGGUUACUAUAAUGAACUAGGAUGGUUGCCUAAUGACUAACAACAUAGCAAACUUAAAUAAUUAUGAAUAACUGUAAAAAAAUGGCAUCACAGCUUUAUCAAGCACUAUCAAGCACCACAAAAAUACACUCAAGGAUUUGUAAUAAUGACGAAUAUAUUAUAAGUCAGGUUAUACUCUACAUAAUUAGUCAGUCUAGUUAAUAUCUAUAAUGUUAUUUAUUGCAGUACUUUAGAAUUAGGCAGACAAACAAUCAGAAUUACUAAUUCCAUCUUUAUUAUGCCUCCAAGAUUGUUAGUAUUGAAAAUUUUAUCAAUGGUCAUACAGCUAAUAAUAUUAGUACAUGCUUGACAAUGUAUGACUAUAUGAUUUAUUGUUUCUGUUAUUUGUAAUUGAUUGAUUUAGGAACUACCACCCUCUACCUAGCUGAUUUCAGUUGUAUUAGUGUAGUAGAGCUUGUUGUGAUCUGCUGUCACUGUAGCCAUGGAAACAUCAGCUGGCCUGGUGUCUACAUGCAAGAGAUAGCUGGUCUUAGCACAACGUUCUAUUGGCAAUACCAUUUUGUUCGAUUAAAUAAGGUUCCUAUCACAAAAUACUUUCUGUAGCCCCAUAUCAGCGAUCUCAGCUUGGUAGAUGCUGAACUUUAUUUUUGUAAAAAAAAUUCUCUGGAAAUUUUGAAAAUAAUUAUGUAAGUAGGAUAUCGAUUUUCAACUUGCUGCUUAAGUAUUGAAACAGCUUAAUGUCAGCCCUGUCCUAUAAUUGCUUGAGCAUUUUGGUAUAAAGACUUCAAAUUGCUGUUAAAGAAAAGUUACAGCAAUUAUGCAGGCUUUUAAUGAAGGCACAUGUUAACCAAGAGAGGUUGUGAUCGCAGGAAAGAUAACAUACUAAACUGCCUUGUCACUCUUUGAGUAGUAUCUGUUAAUGCCCUAGUGUAAUGGUUUGGCUUGUCCAGCUAAACGAUCAUGCAAUUGACGAGGCCUGGGUCCUACCUCCCACUAUGUUUUUGUUAGAGCUAGUUGUAGAAGGAAACUCUUUGUAACAGGCAAAGAAAGGUAUCUUAGGAAUGCAAUGUAAAUGGCAGAGUGUUACAGUAUUUGGGGUGAAUAAAAAAACAUAGAAUAA
Nematostella vectensis (starlet sea anemone) is the source of this 3785-nucleotide messenger RNA. RefSeq names its product protein FAM102B. Bases 101 to 1234 code for a protein of 377 amino acids. The transcript is spliced from 12 exons. The record is from RefSeq and is a predicted model, not a curated record. Lineage: Eukaryota; Metazoa; Cnidaria; Anthozoa; Actiniaria; Edwardsiidae.